Hyla sarda is the source of this 3838-nucleotide messenger RNA. RefSeq names its product ubinuclein 1 (gene UBN1). Lineage: Eukaryota; Metazoa; Chordata; Amphibia; Anura; Hylidae. The transcript is spliced from 18 exons. Gene Ontology annotation, cellular component: nucleus. The coding region runs from base 363 to 3518 and encodes 1051 amino acids. The record is from RefSeq and is a predicted model, not a curated record.
AACUUGGGUCCAUUGUCCCAGAGCACUUCCGGGUACUUGGGUCAACCCCUGUGCUCGGACAUCUGUGGGCUGUUCCUCCCCCCAUGCUGGGAAUGGAGUGACCCGAGCAUAUAAAGUCUAGCUCAGUGGCCGCUUUAGCUUUAGUAUGAGGAGGACGGCGGGAGCGCUGGUCCGUCCGCAGUGAUGCCAGAAGAGCAGAACCUACCGGCCAUGUAUAUCUUCUCGGUCAAAGCCACUGGAUAGAGGAGCUGCAUAAAGUUUACGGAGUAUCGCCCUACUGGUGUCCCCUGUGCCUUCCCUUCUCAUUUUAGUUGAAUCACAAUGGCGGUGAUAAUCUGAGCUCUUAUUCCUGAUUUCGGGGGAUGACUAUGGCUGAACCUCGGAGGGUGCCGAUCUCCAGUGCUCCAUCCAAUGUGUCUAUACAGCCGCCUUCUCCUAAGAAGCCGCGCAUUAAUCACCAGGACGCGGAGAUGUCGGUGGCCGCCACCGUCCGCAUUGCGCUGACUCUCUUCGAGCCGAAUCAGAAGAAGUGCCCUGAGUUCUUCUAUCCAGAGUUGUUACGUAAUCUGCAAGGAAACCACAAGAAAGCUGCAGAGAAGGCUCCGAAGACACAGUUUAAUCCCUUCAGUCAUGAAGAAGCCGAGAGGAAGGAAGUUGAAGCGUUAUCAAAGAAGUUUGAAGAGAAAUAUGGAAAGAAAAGGCGCAGAGACCGCAUGCAGGAUCUUAUUGAUAUGGGCUAUGGCUAUGACGAGUCUGACUCCUUCAUUGACAACUCAGAAGCAUACGAUGAACUUGUUCCAGCCUCCCUGAACACAAAGUAUGGAGGAUUUUACAUAAACUCAGGAACAUUGCAGUUCAGACAAGCUUCUGAAUCUGAAGAUGAAUCUGUCAGAGAGAAGAAAAAGAAAUCUCCCAAGAAAAUCAAGGAGCGAGGAGACAAAGUGAAGAAAAGAAAAAAAAACGAAGACAAAAAGAGCAAGAAAAGCAAAUACUCUAAAUCUGGUUUCACAGCUCUGAAUGGCACCAAAGACAAGAUGAAGAAGAGGAUGCUGGUCAAUCUACACGAGAUGUUGGCAAAGUUCGAAAAGGAUAAGAAAACUUUUGAGAAAUGGACGACUUCCAUAGCUGCCACUACAACCACUGCUCCUAAAAUGUCUUCAUCCACCCCAACUGCACCAGUCCUACCCCCGCCACCCCCACGAGAGGCCGAGCCAGCGCCAGAUCCCUUACUGACCGCCACUGUGUCAGAAAGUGAACUGGUCCAAGCUGUCAACGCCAUGGAGUCCUUGACUGGAAAGGAACUGGAUAAACUGGACGUCCCUCCUGAGAAAACUGGGGUAACUGUUAAGGAGGAGUUUAAGAAGCCGCCAUCCGUCCCAGAGGGUCUACCACCUUCAUUAGAAAAGAAAAUAAAGGAGUUUGCAAAGUGGGUACAGACGCCUGAUGGAGACAAGAAAGUAAAACUAUAUUCCCCACAAAUGAAUGCUGCUCUUUUAGACCUUUACCUUCUGUGUCGGGACCUGAGUUCUAGCUUGCGCUCCUCUGUGUUCAGCCAUCUCUCCUCCAUCCUCCCCUGCAGUAAGGAAGCUCUGGUGAAGUGGGCCAACCGCCUCUACUUGGUGAAACAGGGCGAACAAUUGCGGGAGCCAUUACGAAAGCUCAAAGAAGCAGUGGGGAAAGCCAUGCCAGAACAGAUCGUCAAGUAUCAUGCAGAAUUAAAGGUGUACAACCAAGCCAAAUAUGCUAAGAUGCUGUCUGAAGACAAGGAUAAAGACCGGAAGACACCAUCUGAAGAGGAAGAAGAAGAAGACAAGGGGAGCAAGAAAGCUGCCGGGCCUCGGAAGAAGUUCCAGUGGACAGAGGAGAUCAGGCAGCUGCUGUGUCAUCUGGUGCGAAUGAAGGUGGACAUGUAUGAGCCAGAGGUAAUGGGGACGCCGAGUCUGGAGGACUACUUAAAAUGCUUCCUGGAUGAGGAGGUGAAACCUUUGUGGCCCAGAGGCUGGAUGCAAGCCCGGACGCUGUUUAAGGAGAGCAGACGGCUGUACCCCCAGCUCAGCUCCAUGAUGGCAAAGAACAAAACUGUUAAUCCACCUAAAAUAAAAGCAAAGGAAUCCUUCAAUAGGCUAGAGAAGAACGUUCCUAGUUCGUCUAUGGAAUCCCAAGUUUCUGCAGUCACCAGACCAGCGUCAGCCAAGGAUAGUCCUCCCUCCGUGGCGUCCUCUUCUGGGGGGUCUCCAGUGUCCGCUCACACUCAGGACAAUUCACUGGACGGGGAUCUGAUCCACAACCCCCCGUCACUGGAGGGAGUUUCGGAGCACUUGUCGGCCCUUUCUGGCAGAUCCUCCGGCCUGGUCUUUGAGUUUCCCGUCCCCUCUAAAUCUUCUGUUCCUGAGAAGCCCAUCAUGGUGGAGGAAAAGAAGAAACCAUGCCCUCCUAUCUCUGUCCCCGGGUCUUUACAGGCGGCAGCACGGCCAGUUUUCAAUAAGAAGUUUAUAGUUACAAACUCGGAGAAGAAAGUGGCCUCUCCCUUGCCCAGUCCGAAGCCCUUAUCUGAAACCCAGCAGAAGCAGCCGUCUCCGCACCAACCUGUGAAGACCGCACACCCGUCUGUACAGCCCACCAUGAGUCUCUACCAGAUAGGCAACAAGGGCAGCUUUACUCAUCCUAUACAAAGUGGAGGGGCCAAAGUCACGGCACCCUCACAGCAGCCUCCCACCCCUCAGACCAAGCCGCUAAAACCCCAAGCCAUUCCACCCUCAUCAUCCACCACUCACAAGCCUAUAGCUUCUCCAGGAUUCAUAGUAAAACCCCCCAGCAAUUCCAUCCCUUCAGGAGUUCAGAUUUACAGGGGCCCUGUGAGCCGAAUGCCGGCAACGCCACAUGGUAACUUGGGAAACAAUAGCGGGCAAAAUGCCACCAUGACUGUGAAUCCACCCACUUCGUCCGGAAAUCGCAAUCCCGCCACAAUGUCUACCAAAAAGUCCACCCGCCCUCCCCAGAAACUGACCCUGAUGGCUCCUCAAGACUCUGGGAAAGGGACACAAGGAGUAGCCAAGUUACUGACAUCGUCUAUGGUGGCUGCAGCAGGAGGAAACGCUGCAUCUAACAUUAAUAAGGGCAAUGUAGCACCUGGAUUGCUUGGCACCGCUCCGCUGACCAUCCUGACCUCGUCUUACAAACAAAACGGAGGGAAGAUGCCUGCACCGACCUCGCUGAGCCUGCUCUCCCCCAUCAGUAACUUCCCCUUACACGUCGUGUCCUUCACCACCGAGCCUUCCCCCAAAGCUGGAGCUUCAAAAGAUGCCAUAGUCACAGGGCCGGCCCCGGGCACCUUCAACCACGGGCUACCAAGGAAUAUCCUGGGUGGUCUACGUACCAGUACCGGCCAUCAUUCCAGCCCAAUUCCUCACCCAGCCUUAUCUGGACACAUUCAGCCGGCACAGACAGAUGGCGCACACACCCACAGCAAAGGUACCGUGCCUUCCCAGAUGAGGACCAGCCGACCGAACAACCCCUGAGGACCCGGUCGUCCAUUCUGGACGCCGCCGUCAGCACUUUCCUACACAUUUCACACCUAUUUUAUACUCGGCAGCAGUGGACGGCCACAGAUUUUAUAUUUGUGUACAUGAGAAAGCUCUUAGUUUUUUUUUUUGUUUUUUUUUAGUACACAGGAUCGAUACCACCACAUCUUUUCUUCAUCUUCUAUACAUUUCUAUGGUAACAGCCAAUAUAUGCACAGCUGACUGCACUAUUGUUACAAAUAUGAAGAGUAAAUCCGCUCCCACGUUUCCCAAACACGGCUUGACUCUAAUAUGAAUGGAAGAACAUCGGAAUAGCA